Amaranthus tricolor (Joseph's coat) is the source of this 1419-nucleotide messenger RNA. Its product is annotated as 2-oxoglutarate-dependent dioxygenase DAO-like. Gene Ontology annotation, molecular function: dioxygenase activity; indole-3-acetaldehyde oxidase activity. The record is from RefSeq and is a predicted model, not a curated record. The transcript has 3 exons. Lineage: Eukaryota; Viridiplantae; Streptophyta; Magnoliopsida; Caryophyllales; Amaranthaceae. Bases 219 to 1115 code for a protein of 298 amino acids. Gene Ontology annotation, biological process: auxin catabolic process.
GUGAGACAACACCCGAAUCUUACUUCAACACUAGUUUAAUUUUAAUGAUAUGAUGGGGCUGAGUGAAGACGAGGAACUAAUUGAAAAAAUUAGUAUAUUACUUGCCUUAUACGCUUAGCUGAAUAAAAUCUGAUUUUCGUUAUUAAUUUAAUUAAAACCCCGCCUGAUGAACGCUUACCGAUUUAAAAAAAUAAAUAAAUUUGUAAACAUCUAAAGAAAUGGCAGGGAAAAGCAUCCCAAUCAUAGAUCUUGAAGAAUUCGAACUGAAUUCAGAGAAACUAAAGGAAGUAUUUGAAAAAUGGGGUUGCUUCAGAGUGAUCAAUCAUGGAGUAUCCCUACAAUUAAUGGCGGAAAUGAAGUCAGUAGCAAGAGAAUUACUUGAUCUUCCCAUUGAAAUCAAACGGAAAAAUGUGGAUGUGCUUCCUGGAAGUGGGUAUAUGUCUCCCAGUGAGAAGAAUCCUCUUUAUGAAGCAUUGGGACUCUUUGAUGUUGCUUCUCCUACCUCUGUUUCUACCUUUUGUACACAGCUUCAGGCUUCUUCCAAACAAAGGGAGAUAAUAGAGAAUUAUGCUGAAGCAAUUUACAAAUCUGCAAUAGAUAUUGCUGUUAAGAUGUCCACAAUUAUGGGUUUGAAAGAGUACAGUUUUAAAGGUUGGCCUUGUCAGUUCAGGAUCAAUAAAUAUAGUUUCACUCCAGAAAGUAUUGGGUCUUCAGGAGUACAAAUUCACACAGACUCUGGAUUUCUGACAAUACUUCAGGAUGAUGAAAAUCUUGGUGGUCUUGAAGUUAUGAACGAGUCGGGUGAAUUUGUUGCUGUUGAUCCCUGCCCAGGAACACUUGUUGUGAAUCUUGGAGAUGUUGCUGCUCCAUGGAGCAACGGACUUCUACGCAAUGUGCAGCACCGUGUUCAGUGCAAGGCUGCAGGGAUACGUAUGUCGAUUGCAACGUUCCUUUCUCCACCCCCGGAUAAAACAAUCGAAGCACCACCAGAGUUCGUAGAUGCUGAGCACCCUCGCCUUUAUUCUCCGAUCACUUAUAAAGAGUUAAGGGAGCUUCGUGCUUCAAAGAAGCUACAUUCGGGUGAGGUCCUUGAAUUGUUACGUCUUAACAAGUAGAUCUGGUUGAAUAUGUUUUGAAUUACAACUCAAUUACUUGUAGUUGUAUCUGUGACCAACACUAUGUUUUCGGGAUUUAGAUUCUAGCAUUGUUGUUGUGUGACCUAUACUAUGAACGUGACUACGAAGAGAAUGCAUUAGAUAGAAUUAUAGAAAUAAGAUUGUAAUCUCAGUUGGAAUAUCUUCGAGCGAUAACAAAAGUAUUUAGUACAAGUCCUUUCAUGGUGAAUUAAUUGUAAUCUAUUUUCUCUGUUCCUUUAAAUUUGCUAUACAAUAUUUAAAAAGUUAUCACUUUAAUUUGUUU